UUCUACGAGUGUAGCGUUUUCGCAGCAAACCAGUGAUGAUAAUCUUUUAGUUUUAAUUUUGUAAAUUGAUCGUUUCCCGUAGUGAAAAAAGUCGUGGAAACAUAUAAUUAUUCCUGUGAAAGUGCAUCAUCUCAAAAUACUCUUGUGCGUAGCGUUAAAAUGCGUUCUGUUGAAGUGUCGAAACGGAUGGUGAGCGAUGGCGAGAAUACGGUGAUAGAUUUUUGAUGUUAAAUUUUGCUCCGUGUCAUCAUCGCUACAGAUUUCGAUCACGACAUUUCAGUACAUAAACCGUUUUGUAUCGCCAUUUCAAGUGUUGUAAUUAGCAAAUCUUCAAUAAUCUUGAACGAUUAUUGUAAAAGAAAUAUAUUGUCAUUGACUGACCGGCUGAUAUUACACGAGGCUUUGAUAUAGACGUUUUAAAAUUACGUAACUGUUGUGGAAUCUUAUGUGUAGAAUGGCCUGAGUGUGACCACUCCAUUACCGUCAUGUGUGACGAAGGAAUGUUUGUUUAGGCUCUAAUAUUGUGCUACGACCUUACGGGAAGUGCGCGUUCGUCUCGUGGACUGGGCCGGAUCAUGACUCUGCCCGAACCAAAACAAGUUACGCAUUGAUCACUAUCGACGUUUUGUCACUUUGGACACUUUUUUAUCGCCAAAAUGUCUUCGGGAACGUUUGUGGACAGGAUUGAUCCUUUCGCCAAGCGGUCGCUGAAGAAAAAGACUAAGAAGUCGCAAGGCUCCUCCCGAUACCGCAACACGCAGGACGUGGAGCUGCAGGCGCUGCCGCUGCUCAAGGAUGUAGCCAGCAGUGAACAGGAGGAGCUAUUUAUUCGUAAACUACGACAAUGCUGUGUAGCAUUUGACUUCAUGGAUCCUGUCGCUGAUUUGAAGGGGAAGGAGAUUAAACGUGCCACGCUGAACGAGCUUGUAGAGUACAUUACUGGUGGGCGUGGGGUGCUUACUGAACCUGUCUACCCAGAGAUAAUAAAAAUGAUAUCGGCCAACCUAUUCCGCACUCUACCCCCGAGCGAAAAUCCUGAUUUCGAUCCUGAGGAAGACGACCCGACUCUGGAGGCCUCGUGGCCACAUCUCCAACUAGUCUACGAGUUUUUCUUACGUUUUCUGGAGUCUACCGAUUUUCAGCCCACUAUCGGCAAGAAGGUCAUUGACCAGAAAUUUGUAUUGCAGCUUCUAGAUUUGUUCGAUUCGGAAGACCCACGAGAACGUGAUUUCUUGAAGACGGUUCUUCACCGUAUCUAUGGAAAAUUCUUGGGGCUGCGUGCUUUUAUACGGAAACAGAUCAACAACAUAUUUUUGCGAUUCGUUUAUGAAACUGAACAUUUUAACGGCGUAGGGGAGCUGUUAGAAAUAUUGGGAAGUAUAAUAAACGGCUUCGCUCUGCCACUGAAGAGCGAGCACAAACAGUUCCUGGUGAAGGUCCUGCUGCCGCUGCACAAGGUGAAGUGCCUGUCGCUGUACCACGCGCAGCUGGCCUACUGCGUGGUGCAGUUCCUGGAGAAGGACGCCACGCUCACCGAGCCCGUGGUGCGCGGCCUGCUCAAGUUCUGGCCCAAGACGUGUUCACAGAAAGAGGUGAUGUUCCUGGGCGAGAUUGAAGAGAUACUGGACGUGAUUGAGCCUGCGCAGUUCGCCAAAAUCCAGGAACCUUUAUUCAGACAAAUAGCUAAAUGUGUCUCCAGUCCGCAUUUUCAGGUGGCAGAAAGAGCAUUGUACUUUUGGAACAACGAAUACAUAAUGUCUUUGAUGGAAGAAAACAACCACGUUAUAAUGCCGAUAAUGUUCCCGGCUCUGUACCGAAUCAGCAAGGAGCACUGGAACCAGACCAUCAUCGCGCUCGUGUAUAAUGUCCUGAAAACAUUCAUGGAGAUGAACUCGAAACUAUUCGAUGAGCUCACUGCUAGCUAUAAAGCAGAACGGCAGAAGUGAGUAGACUACUUUUUCUUAAUCAU
Ostrinia furnacalis (Asian corn borer) is the source of this 1969-nucleotide messenger RNA. It is a transcript of the gene wdb, whose product is annotated as serine/threonine-protein phosphatase regulatory subunit widerborst. Gene Ontology annotation, cellular component: protein phosphatase type 2A complex; nucleus; cytosol. Gene Ontology annotation, molecular function: protein phosphatase activator activity. The transcript has 8 exons. Gene Ontology annotation, biological process: protein dephosphorylation; signal transduction. The record is from RefSeq and is a predicted model, not a curated record. NCBI's taxonomy places the organism in Eukaryota, Metazoa, Arthropoda, Insecta, Lepidoptera, Crambidae. Bases 657 to 1946 code for a protein of 429 amino acids.